This is a messenger RNA of Auanema sp. JU1783, 5382 nucleotides long. Lineage: Eukaryota; Metazoa; Nematoda; Chromadorea; Rhabditida; Rhabditidae. The record is from the annotation of a GenBank genome assembly.
AUGCUGACACGACGUAAAUCGUCGCUGCCUUCAGAUGGCGGUAAAGGAGGAGAAAUACGAAAAAGGCGUGGAGAAUCAGUUGUAGCUAUAACAGAUAUUAUAAACUUAGAGGCAACAGCUAUCAAUAAGAAGCCAUCAGAAUUGCAACAGAAUGAUAUAUUGAAGGAAAUAGUUCGCAUAUCAUGUUUGUUGUCCAUGAUCUCUGUCUGCAUGCACACACCAGCCACUGUAGCAUUCUGGCCCCCUCUCAACUACAUCUUACUCAUUUGUGAUUGUUCAUUAACCUUAGUAUUCUUAUUAGAAGCAAUAAUCAAUAUCCAUCAUAACGGUCUGUGGGAGAAUGAUUCGUCGUAUCUCAGAGACAAAUGGUCUCAGUUCGAUUUAUUCUUACUUAUCAUGCAUAUAUUAUCAACAGGAUUACACGCAUAUCAGUUGAUCACUAUGUGGUUUCCUUUUUUUGGUCUCACGUAUUAUGAUUGGUUUGGAAUAAUCAGAGCUCCAAGACCGUUUGUUAUGGUUCGAUUUAUCAGAUCCAUUGUUAGAUUCAAACUUCCUAAAAAUCGAAUAAAACAGAUUAUGAAACGAUCAUCACAGCAAAUUCAGAAUGUAACCAUCUUCUUCAUGUUCUUCAUGGCGUUGUAUGCUAUUAUGGGUGUUCAGUUAUUCGGACGAAUGGAUUAUCAUUGUGUCUUGAACGGAACUGAUCCUCAGAAUGUAACAAUUGCUGAUUUGGCCAUUCCUGACACCAUGUGCUCUCAGAAGGGCGAAGGAGGUUAUGAAUGUCCAGAUAACAUGGUUUGCUUGAAGUUAGACAUGACAGCCAAUGCAGAAGGCUUUUAUGGAAUGUUUGAUGAUUUCUCUUCUUCUCUAUUUACGGUUUACAUGGCAGCUUCACAAGAAGGAUGGGUUUAUGUUCUAUAUGAUUGUCUGGAUACUCUGCCAUCAUAUGUGGCUUUCAUGUAUUUUGUCACUUUAAUAUUCUUCAUGGCCUGGCUUGUAAAAAAUGUUUUCAUUGCUGUUAUCACAGAAACUUUCGCUGAAAUUCGUGUUCAGUUCAGUGAGAUGUGGCAAAGCAGAGAAGUGAGCUCUGAAGAUACCUACACACAGAGAUUAGAGCGUGGUGAAGAAGGCUGGAAGCUGGUUGAAGUUGAUCGUUACAAUAGGGGGACGAAUAGUUCUAAACUUCUAUAUUCGAUUGUUAGCAGUACAAGUUUUCAAAUAAGCAUGAUGGCAAUGGUGUUACUGAAUGCUCUUAUCAAUGCAUCACUGGUUUAUCGUCAUGAUGAGAGUGACGAGCCAAGGAAGCUAAUUUAUUAUUACAUAGAGAUAGCAUUCACUAUUCUAUUCAACUUAGAAUGUCUUUUGAAAAUUGUCGGAUACAGUUGGAAGGGUUACAUACGCCGUGGUCAACAUAAAUUUGAAUUAAUCUUAUGCAUAGGUUCUACUCUCAAUGUCGUUCAUUUUUUCUACGGGAUGAAUAUUUUUACAUAUUUUCAAGUUUUUCGGAUCGCUCGUCUCAUAAAAGCUUCACCAAUGUUGGAGGAUUUCGUUUAUAAGAUCUUUGGUCCAGGAAAGAAAUUAGGUGGUUUGGUCAUUUUCACAAUGGUCUUGUUGAUAAUAACAUCGGCCAUUUCUCUUCAACUGUUCUGUUUUGUUCCAAAACUGAAGAAGUUCACAACGUUUCCAAUGGCAUUCAUGUCUAUGUUCCAAAUUAUCACACAAGAAGGAUGGACAGACGUGGUUGUUGAAAUACUGAGAACAACAAACGAUCGUCUAGUUCCGUUUGUAGCUGUGUAUUUCGUUGGAUAUCAUUUAUUGGUCACAUUGAUUGUGUUGAGUCUUUUCGUUGCCGUCAUUUUGGAUAACUUGGAAAUGGACGAAGAAUUGAAAAAAGUAAAACAAUUAAAAGCUCGAGAGCAGAACACGAUCAAAACAACGUUGCCUUGGCGUUUAAGGAUCUUCGACCGAUUUCCUACUCGUCCUCAGAUGAUUAGCAUUAAGAAGAUAUCAUCUGAGUUUCCAUUACCCAAGAUCCGAGAUUCAUUCACGAGACAGUUCUCUGAGAUGGAACACGCUCCCCACGAUGAUAGUGACACGUUAGCAUCGCGUUCAAUUUUCCGACGAGUGUCUCACAUUCGAGCUCAACAUCGCUUAAGACUCAGACAUAUCGGACACUAUUCGUCAAGAAGCAUAUUGAACUCAAUGUUAGAUGAAUCCAAUAGGAAUAGAGCACUGUACUCAGAUUCAAAUAACUUCAUUGCUAACUUUGGACGAAACAGCCACAAGUCAACAAAGGGUGCGACUGUGCGUACGAGAUCAAGAGGGUUAACUUCUAUAAAAGGAAAGAAUCACUUGGUUGAAGGAUUGAAGGAGAAUGGAGAUAUACGGCCUUCAGAUUCUGCACCUAAGAAUGAGUCGAAACACGGUGAAAUUGAUAUCAAAGCUCUUCAGCAGAAGCGAGCUCAUGCGGAAAUCACAAGAAACCGAAUUGAAGAAGAAAUGAGAGAAAACCACCCGAUGUUCGAUCGUCCGUUGUUUACGGUCGGAAGAGAUUCACGACUAAGGAGGAUUUGCCAAACAAUUGUUUAUUCCCAGUAUAACCCGGAGACCAUAGACCCUGUGACCGGAAAACAGACUCAACUGAAAUACAAACAGCUCCAUGAAUUCAUUGGUCUAAUGACUUACUUGGAUUGGGCGAUGGUGUUAGUGACAUCCGUUUCAUGCUGGUCAAUGUUGUUUGAAAGCCCUUGGCCAACGACUGGAGAGAAUUUGAUUUUCAACAACCGUUACCUUCAGAUAACAGAGUAUUUCUUCGUUGCUGCCAUGACAUUCGAGUUGUCCGUCAAAGUACUUGCCAAUGGGUUGUUCUUCACUCCGAAAGCUGUGGUUAAGGAUGUCGGAGAUAUUAUGACGUUUUUCAUUUACUUUACGAGUGUGAUCUAUCUUGUGUGGAUGCCAAAUCGGGUUGAAAUCAAUUCCUGGGCUCAACUACUAAUGAUCUGUCGAGCAAUGAGACCGCUGAGGGUGUAUACUCUUGUACCUCAUAUUCGACGAGUUGUUGUUGAGUUAUGUAGGGGUUUCAAAGAAAUUCUUUUGGUAACAAUCCUUCUCAUCGUGUUGAUGUUCGUCUUCGCUAGCUUUGGCGUUCAAAUUGUUGGAGGAAAGCUUGCGGCAUGUAAUGAUCCGACCAUCUCAACACGGGAGAACUGUACGGGAGUAUUUGAACAAAUGAUUUUCGUAACUCGAAUGGAGGUUUAUGGGAAAAACGACGAAAGAUUGCAUCCGAAAAUUCUUGUUCCCCGUGUUUGGACAAAUCCUAGGAACUUCAAUUUCGAUCAUAUCGGAAAUGCAAUGUUGGCACUCUUUGAAACGCUAUCAUAUAAGGGCUGGAAUGUUAUAAGGGACAUCUUGUAUCUUCGACAAGGACCGUGGGCAGUAGUAUUUAUACAUAUUUAUGUAUUCAUUGGUUGUAUGAUUGGCUUGACACUCUUUGUCGGUGUCGUGAUUGCCAAUUAUACUGAGAACCGGGGUACUGCCUUACUAACUGUUGACCAACGUCGUUGGCAUGAUCUAAAAGCUCGUCUCAAAAUGGCUCAGCCUCUUCAUGUACCACCAAAGCCUCCUGAAAGUGCGAAGCUACGUUGUUAUCUGUAUGAUCUUACACUACAUCCUUGGUUCAAGCGGGCCUUUGUUAUUCUUGUUAUCGUCAAUUCAUUCACUUUGUAUGUUCCAUGGAAUGUUGAAGAGGAGCAAAGAAGUGCUCGUCUCCUCUUCGCUCUAACUGUCCUAUCAGCCAUAUGUAGCAUCGGAUUUCUUAUCGAGAUUUUACUCAAAAUGGUCGCUUUCACUAUACGAGGGUUCUGGCAAUCACGUCGUAAUCGUGUUGAUACUGUGAUUACAGUUCUCGGAUGUGUAUGGAUUGUGUUCCAUUUCCUAUUCCAAGUGCCUGCCUACUUCGCUGGUAACAUCAAAGAAUGGAAGAGACUGACUUACACCUUUGGUUACAUUGUUGUUAUUCUCCGAUUCUUCACCAUUGCAAGUCGACGAUCAACUUUGAAAAUGCUCAUGUUGACAGUCGUCAUGUCUAUGGUUCGAUCAUUGUUCAUUAUAGCAGCAAUGUUUCUCCUUGUAUUGUUCUAUGCUUAUACGGGAGUCAUCCUAUUUGGAAUGGUCAAAUAUGGUCAAGCAGUCGGAAAACAUGUCAACUUUCGAAAUGGCCGCGAAGCCUUGGUAGUUCUCUUCCGUAGUGUUACAGGAGAAGAUUGGAAUGAUAUCAUGCAUGAUUGCAUGCGGUCCCCACCAUUCUGUCAUUGGGAUGAAGGACUGAACUACUGGGAAACAGACUGUGGAAACUACUUUGGUGCUAUCAUCUACUUUUGCUCAUUUUAUUUAAUUAUCACAUAUAUCGUUUUGAAUCUACUUGUCGCUAUCAUUAUGGAGAACUUCUCGUUGUUCUAUUCGAGUGAGGAAGACGCUCUACUCUCAUACGCAGAUAUACGUAAUUUCCAACAAGUUUGGAAUACUGUUGACAUCGAACAGAAGAGAUCAAUACCUGUUCACAAAGUGAAAUUCCUUCUCCGGUUAUUACGUGGUCGCUUAGAAGUAGAUCCCAAUAAGGAUCGUCUCUUGUUCAAACAUAUGUGUUAUGAAAUGGAAAGGCUUCAUAAUGGAGAAGAUGUAUCUUUCCAUGAUGUUCUCAACAUGUUAUCAUAUCGAAGUGUAGAUAUUAGGAAAAGCUUACAACUCGAAGAAUUGCUUCAAAGAGAAGAACUCGAAUAUAUCAUCGAAGAGGAAGUUGCCAAACAAACAAUUCGAAAUUGGCUCGAACAGUGUCUUCGUCGGAUCAAAGCCAAGCAAAACAACGCAGAGUCUGGUGCCAGCACUACUCAUCGGCUAAGCUGUCAUGUGGCUAGCAUGGCCAUGCAGCCAAACCUCUUACUCACGAACUUGCCUAUCACUCAAACAUUGGAAUCGAUCGAAUCGCGUGAAAGUCAAGAGGAAGAUCAUUCGACCAAAAAACGAAAUCGCCGUAGGAAUAGUAUUCCGGAGCUUGUGGGCGAAGCAAAGAAGUUUAUGCUUGGCAUGGGCAAACGUCUUGAGAAAGAGAAGAACACCAACAAAGACCGUCGAGGUACUCUCAAGCAAUUGCAAGUUAAGCUUCCAACCUAUGAACUGCCAGAGCUAGAAGAGAACGUAGAAGAGACAGUGGAUUCUCCUCAAGAACGUAGACACUCCAUGGAUGCAGCCAUGAACAAUCUUCACGAGAGUUUGAUGCAACAGAAUUCAACGCCAUCAGUCGAAUUCCCAUCCAUCGAGUUCGGUCCAGACGUCGAUCACUGGUGGACAACCUUAGAAAAAGAAGAUAACUAUCUGAUUAUGUAA